AUGGGAAUGAUGGUAUCACAGAACGAAGAUGGUUAUGGACAUGGUCGUGGUUACGUGGAGCUUUCAUCAACUGUCGAGGUUGCGAUACGAUCAAUUGAUGAUGACGUUUCUGAUGAUGUGUCAGUUAAAUUCGGCGUACCACCAAUGGAUGAGGAUGAUGAUACUUGUUUGAAUUUUGAUGAGACUGGUAGCGAUUUUGAUUAUGAUAAUGGUUGUCCAGAACUAGACAACUAUCUUGCUGAUCCGACGUACCAUCCAGGAUCGGAUGAAUAUGAUGAUGACUCCCGAGAAGUUCAUGAUAAUCAAGGUGGUUUUGGUUCGGCUGCUGCUGCUGAUCUUGUAUUGGAGCAGCCAGGGAAUAAAUGUCAAUUAUUAUUAUGUCUUAUUCAGUUUGUUAUUCUAUCGUUUCUCAUGUCAUAUAUUCAAUGUAUUAAUUUAGAUUGA
Messenger RNA from Rotaria sordida, 444 nucleotides. The record is from the annotation of a GenBank genome assembly. Lineage: Eukaryota; Metazoa; Rotifera; Eurotatoria; Philodinida; Philodinidae.